Anopheles darlingi is the source of this 1947-nucleotide messenger RNA. Its product is annotated as zinc finger protein 668-like. Gene Ontology annotation, molecular function: zinc ion binding; RNA polymerase II cis-regulatory region sequence-specific DNA binding; DNA-binding transcription factor activity. The transcript has 2 exons. Gene Ontology annotation, biological process: regulation of transcription by RNA polymerase II. Bases 749 to 1906 code for a protein of 385 amino acids. The record is from RefSeq and is a predicted model, not a curated record. NCBI's taxonomy places the organism in Eukaryota, Metazoa, Arthropoda, Insecta, Diptera, Culicidae. Gene Ontology annotation, cellular component: nucleus.
AAGACUGGCUAUGUUCGUGUGUGUGUGUGUGUGUAUGGUGGGACUAACACACUGGUGGCUGGGAAUGGCAAAACACAUCUAUCAUUUGGCCUGCGCUGUAAUGGGGGAUGCGGUUAAAGACAAAAAAGAAAAACACUCCAAGUCGUUUUCCAUUACGAAGCCCUUUUUUAUCAUUCCUGCCCGCCGACGACGACGAUCGUGGAACGAUAUUUGUUGCAUAAACAAGUUCUUCUGCACCCCAUUCGCCUCUCACGCUAGUACCGGCCCCCUACCCCUCGCCUCUUCCUUCCUUCUUCUGCUCAUACACGAUAAACAAUAACAAUUUAAAGGGCGCUGUAAAGAGGGUUGUGAAAGAGAGGAAAAGCUAGACUGGCAGAAAACACUUUGGCUAGCUAGUCAAUCGCGGAAGGCUUAUAAUUGGAGCGGAUAUUUAAUAACAAUUUCGAUAAAACAAAAUUAAAGCUCAUUGUCUACCUGGCGCCCAUAUCAAUUUAGUGAUAACUUGGCGUUUCCGUUUUUUCUCUUCCUUCUCGUUGAGGAUAAGUAAACGAUAACGAUUUAUUUGAAUAAAUUAUGCACAAGAGAGAAACCUUAUCGAGCGACACCCGAAGUCCAAUCCAGCAAAGGAGAGAGAAACAUACGAAAACACUCCACAUUGCGCAAUGUCAGUAGUAGAUCCCUCCUGAACAGCUGACUGUUCUAGCAUUGCCGCAUCUCAAUCGAUUUCGGUUAGUUCUGUUAUGAUAUUAUGGAGAAAACGAAUCGUAUGGAACGGGUUUGUCGUGUAUGCUGCUGUGAACUAAGCGAUAUCGAAAGCUACGCGCUGAAUACUCAGACCGAACAUGGAUCGUUGGAUGAAUUGCUGCGAUACUGUACCAGCGCAGAGGUCAAUCGUGAGUCCAACCUAGUGUAUCGGAUUUGUGUCAAAUGUAGAGAUGACCUCAUGGUGGCCUAUAGGCUAGUCUGUUCCUUCCACAAGGCCACUCCACGAUUCAUGGAAGAACAGCUUGUGGAACAUCCACCGUCAAUAGAAAGUAGUAAAACAUCAGAGACCAAUUGCAAGAAAUGUCACCAAACCUUCUCUACUCUACCAGAGUUGAAGCUACAUCGCCGACAACAUGGUCUAAGCUGUGGCCAACAUCAUCACUCUCCUAACCAAAAACCGAAAUGCUGCGGAUGCCUCGAAGAAUUUGAUUCGCUAGCACUACUCAGGCUCCACUCGGACACCGUACAUAAAUCGGAACAGAAUGUCCUCCUAGUGCAGGGAGAUGCGAACACGAAACCGUUUGUCUGCGAUGUGUGCUUCCGGCGGUACAAAACGCGUCGCAUACUAAACGACCAUCGACAGCGACCGUACCGCACCAAACGGUAUCAGUGUGCCCGGUGUGGCAAAUCAUUCCGUGAUCGGAAUUCACUGGAAGAUCACGAACGCGUGCACGGCGACGAUCGUCCAUUUGUUUGCGGCACAUGUGGUAAAACGUUCGCCAUGAAGGACUCUUACCGGAAGCAUCAACAGCUGCAUACGGUCGAGGCAGAUCGGUUCAAGUGUGACCAGUGUGGUAAAGGUUGCCGUACGAAAGGGAACCUGAAGGAUCAUUACAUCACGCAUGCGAUCACGGAAAAGCCGACCCUUUCUUGUCCACAAUGUGAACAAAUCUUUAUGCGUAAGGGUUCCCUGAAGUCGCACUUGCGGUUGCACACCGGCGAGAAACCGUUCCGCUGUGAACAGUGCGACGCGUGUUACGCCUUUCCCAGUGAUCUUCGCCGCCAUCUGAUGGCACACAACGGGAUCAAACCGUUUGUAUGCUCUGUCUGCCAGCGUGCCUAUCCAAGGAGGGACUAUCUUGCAAAGCAUAUCGCUUCCUCGCACGCUGUCCAAGAUUGUAAAGAUACAGUGGAGCAAUAAUUCAAAACAUUUUAUACAUGAAUGUCUCAACAUUUUAUUUG